This is a messenger RNA of Phragmites australis (common reed), 2975 nucleotides long. RefSeq names its product pumilio homolog 23-like. Gene Ontology annotation, molecular function: RNA binding. Gene Ontology annotation, biological process: endonucleolytic cleavage in 5'-ETS of tricistronic rRNA transcript (SSU-rRNA, 5.8S rRNA, LSU-rRNA); endonucleolytic cleavage to generate mature 5'-end of SSU-rRNA from (SSU-rRNA, 5.8S rRNA, LSU-rRNA); endonucleolytic cleavage in ITS1 to separate SSU-rRNA from 5.8S rRNA and LSU-rRNA from tricistronic rRNA transcript (SSU-rRNA, 5.8S rRNA, LSU-rRNA). The record is from RefSeq and is a predicted model, not a curated record. The transcript is spliced from 11 exons. Gene Ontology annotation, cellular component: 90S preribosome; preribosome, small subunit precursor; nucleolus. Lineage: Eukaryota; Viridiplantae; Streptophyta; Magnoliopsida; Poales; Poaceae. Bases 182 to 2662 code for a protein of 826 amino acids.
UUUUCCCACUACCCCCUACAGGAAUCCGCCUCCUUCCUCUUCAAUCCAUCGCACACCUCUUUCCCCGCGCCGGCGCCGCCGAACCCCGCCGCCUCCAGCCACCCCGAAGGAGCUCCUCUCCUCGUCGUGGUUCACCGACUCCUCCUAUACUUGUUUGUUACUCUUAAAGCGUACAUGAACGAUGGUUUGUUUUGGGUCAAAGGCAAUUAGACCCAAGGGGAGCAGACAGAACGGCGUAAUAGAUGGAGGUUUAGAUGAUGGCUCACUCAAGAGGGGAAGGAAGGAUAAGAGCCAGAAGCCCCGGAAAGGGGGUCAUGGUUCGGGUGAAAAGACUUCGGUAGAUAAAUCUAAACAUGGUCUGAAGAAGCAGAAGCAGAAGAAGGGGGAGGAUGGGAAGAAAGGGAAAGGGCAAGGAAAGAUGAAUCCCGGUCCUACCAAGAAUCAGGAUGCACUACCAUUCUCCAACGCGUCAAAGCCAGCGCAAAAUGUUCUUAGGAAAAGAGUUGAUCCUGAAACUGCAAAGUACUAUAUGGAGAUCUCAAAUCUCUUUGAUAACAAGGAGAUUGAUUUGGAAGAGCGCUCGGCUAUAUGCGCUAAUGCCUUGGAAGAAACUAAAGGGAAAGAGCUUGAACUUGCCACAGAUGCUGUGAUAAGCCACACCUUGCAGGUUCUUGUAGAAGGCUGUGAGUUGGAGCAGUUAUGCACAUUCCUCCGCAACUGUGUCGGGUCUUUUCCUGUUAUUGCCAUGAAUAAGUUUGGAUCGCAUGUGGCCGAAGCAGCUCUCAAGUCAUUGGCAACACAUCUUGAAGAUGAGACCUCUAGGGCCAUGGUAGAAGAGAUAUUGAACAAGAUGUGUAAGGUUAUUGUUGCAGAUGCUGCUAAUGUGAUGUCCAGCUGCUAUGGAUCACAUGUUCUCCGCACUCUUCUUUGCCUUUGUAAGGGAGUUCCAGUAGAGUCAUUGCAAGACUUCCACACUACUAAGAGAUCUGCCGUUCUAGCUGAGCGGUUGAGUUGUGGUAGAAAUCAAUCGGGCGGACAUGGCCCAAAGACCUUUGAAAAUGGUUUCUCAGACAUUUUUAAGUAUUUUGUCAGAGAAAUGCUACAUAGCGCAAAAGCUGACAUUGCAACUUUACGAGUUGACAAGAACAGUAGCCUUGUUUUACAGACUGCACUGAAACUAUCAUCUGGUGAUGAUAAUGAAUUGCAUCAUAUAAUAUCAAUUCUUCUUGGUUAUGAUGAAGACGACAGUAUACAGAGGAGAGAUUACAAUGCAAAAGAGAACGAAAUUGUUACUUUACUUGAAGAAACUGCUUAUAGCCAUCUCUUGGAGGUGAUUGUGGAGGUUGCCCCGGAGGAAUUGCGCAAUGGUAUGCUUGUAGGUACUCUGAGGGGUGCAUUAUUUGCAAUCUCUUCUCAUCACUGUGGAAAUUAUGUGGUGCAAGCUUUGAUAUCAUCAGCUAAAACCUCAGAUCAGAUGAAGCAAAUCUGGGAGGAACUUGGUCCGAAAAUUAAGGAAUUGCUUGAACUAGGCAAAACAGGGGUUGUAGCUUCCAUCUUAGCAGCAUGCCAGCGGCUUGAAAUUUAUCGACUUGAGAGUUCUCAAGCUCUUGCUGCAGCUUUAAGUUCAGAUUCUGAUUCUCCUGAUAGCAUUGUUGCACAUAUUCUUUUUCUUGAGAACUUCUUGCGCGAGAGAUCUUAUUGGACUUGGCCUCUUGGUGCAAAGAUGAGUGUCCUGGGUUGCUUGAUGCUGCAAUCAAUUUUUCAAUACCCACAUCAAUAUAUUCGACCCUAUGUUGCAAGCUUGCUGGCUAUGGAGGAUGAUCAGAUCCUCCAAAUAUCCAAGGAUUCAGGAGGUAGCCGCGUUCUUGAGGCUUUUCUAUGUUCAAGUGCCACUGCAAAGCGAAAAUUUAAAGUUUUUGGAAAAUUGCAAGGUCAUUAUGGAGAGAUUGCUAUGAGUCCUUCUGGCUCAUUCUUAGUAGAGAAGUGCUUUACUGCCAGUAACUUUUCUCAUAAAGAGGCUAUAGUGGUAGAGUUGUUGGUUGUGCAAUAUGAACUAUCUAAGACAAGACACGGGUUCCACUUGUUAAAAAAGCUGGAUGUUGAUAGAUAUGCUAGGCGACCUGAGCAGUGGAGAGCUAGUCAAACUUCAAAAGAAACAACUCAAAGACAAUUUGAGGUGGAAUUUGGCUCUAACAGUAAACCUGUUAGGCAUAAUAUUGAAGAACAGUUUUCUCCUCAAAGUCCCACAAAGAAACGUAAGCAGAAAGAGAAGACUGACAAUGUUACUGAGGAUGCCAGCAGCAACAAACCAGAUUUCUCGCAGAAAGGCAACAGUAAGAGGCUGAAAUCUGCCAAGGCAAUUUAUGAGACGGAAUCAAGCAGCAAGAAACUGACUGAAGGCACGAGCACCAGUGCCAGCACGGCAUUCUUGAAGGACUCUGGCAAGAGAAAAUCACUAGGUUUCCUCUCAGAUAUACCAAGCCUCAAGAAACAAAACUUUCACAGACCCACUUCCGGUAAAUCAGACGGCAAGAAGUUUGUUCAAGAUACUGGCAAGCAGAAACAGUCCAUCGCCGAGCUUGCAGAUCUGGCUGGUAAAGAGAAACUGACUGCGGCCGAAGUCCGCAAAUUGCUGAAGCCUGAAAUGCCUGGCAAGACCUAACUAAUUCCAGACCUUGUAAGGCUGUAAGCAGCUGUAGAAAGCAAGAUCAUAUGAUUUUUUGCUGCCCCGUUCUCACAAAUGCGGGUAGAAUCAGCAAUUUUGGUUACCAUUUCUCAUCUGUUGCAAGUCAUGAGCUGUAAGAUUCCGCAAUUGGGUUUUGUUUUAGCUUGUAACAUGUGAGAUGGUUUUGUAUGAGCUUUUAAAACUGGCUUUGCUGAUGAAUCUGUUCCAGCAAGGUUUGUUUGAUGCAUUGCAGAAACUACAAAAACAUGUACAAAGGUGUCAGUCCAUGUCCAAGGUUUUCCUGUGAUUU